AGAAGAAGUGCCUGCAUACUUCACUCACCGAGCUAGUUCUGGUUCUCUAACCAUCAAUCUGACUCCAACACCUCUUCCUUCUUCCUUCAGAUUCAAAGUUUGCAUCUUUGCUGUCAUACAAAUGUUUUACGCGUGAGAUUCAGUGGAAUGAGGUGUCUUGUUGUAUCAGGGGUAAACAGAGUGAUGGACGCCCUUUCGAAUAUAGAUCAAGUCAACACAGUCUUCCAUUUACUAAAGAUCGAUUUUAUAGUGGCGCGGUAGGCGACCAUCUGUAUAUGUUUGAUGAUGAUGAUGAUGAUGAUGAUGAUGAUGAUGAUGAUGGCAAAGAUGAAAAUGCUGAUGAUGGUGCCAAAGAUGAAAGUGCUGAUGAUGGUGAAGGUUCUUUUAAGACGGAGGAUGUUUUGUUUCAAUUACCGAAAGAAGAAAGGAAAAUCAGGUACAAAGAGAGUAUUAAAAGGCUCACUUUGGUCUAGAGUCUUUGCAGUCAAGAGAAAGCAGCUCAAGUUUGGGUUACGCCAGUGAGUGAUUCUCUCAAUAUAUCUGGAUGUGCGUACGUAAUAUUUAGACUCGACGUUUCCUCGUUCAAUUCUCCAGCGGACGGGGAUCUCUACGCAUUCCUUCCCAGCACCAGAUUAGGCUCUCUGCCUUCUCAGCUCUCUCAAUGAUAAGAGGUUUCUAACUGUUUCUCUCCAGAAGACAAUCUUGGAUGGUUUGAUUCCUUAAUUCUCUUUCUAAGAGGGAAACCUGUGAAAGAUAUCCAGGUGGAGGAGCUGCAUUUUCAAAAUGCAAGAUUAGGUUUUCAUGGAAGAGGCUCAGUUAGUCGACGUCAGAGAACCUGACGAGAUAGCCAAAGCAUCCUUGCCUGAAUUCCAAGUAUUCCCACUCCGCCAAUUUGGAACGUGGGCGCCAGAAAUCACUUCAAAGCUGAACCUUGAGAAGGAUACAUUCGUCAUGUGUAAGGCUGGUGGCAGGUCGUUGCAAGUUGCAAACUGGCUUCAGUCUCAGGGCUUCAAGAGUGUGUAUGUGUACACUGUGGCUGGUACAAACCUAUUCUCUCAAGGUCGACCCUUCAAUUCCUACUUACUGAAACUUCCUAUCAUUUUCUCUCUUUUUCUUGUAUUCUUAUAACCAAAUAAUUGCAAAUCGUAUAUAAUAAAUUAUAUAAUACAAUGUUCAAAUUAGACAAUAAGCAACUUCCCAAAGUCUCCAUGAAAUGCUCUCAACCUUUUGUAAAAAUUCUUAAAAUAAACAAAUCUAAUAUAGCUUUAAAUAACAAAGUACAGAGAGGCGUGUGGUUCCUAGACACGGUUUGAAAACUGAAGGCCAGCAAAAUAAAAACUACUUGCAAAAACAGAAAAAUGCUAUUCAUAGCCAUUCAUUGGCAAAAACUCCUAAACAUUUUCUUGCUAAAGAAGAAACCAAACCCUAAAAAAACAGACAGAGGAAGUAAGAAGAGAAAAAAAAACAUCUUUAAAAAAAAAUUCAUUUUUCUCUUCUUAGUUGAGAGCUGUCUUCCUCUCCCCCCGCUCCCUCCCUUUUAAGCAACAAUGGGAAAUUGUUGCGGACGAGACACAGGGAACAACAAUGGCGAACCCACUUAUGAAAAUGGAGUCAGUGCUGAAGCCUCUGUGAAAGCUUCUAGACACCCACCAGCAUCUCCUCCUCCUGCAACCAAACAAGGUCCAAUAGGUCCCGUCUUAGGCCGACCAAUGGAAGAUGUAAAAAGCUCAUACUCAUUAGGGAAAGAGCUUGGUCGUGGACAGUUCGGUGUGACCCAUCUCUGCACGCAAAAGGCCACGGGUUUGCAGUUCGCGUGCAAGACCAUUGCCAAAAGGAAGCUGGCGAACAAAGAGGACAUUGAGGAUGUGAGAAGAGAGGUGCAGAUAAUGCAUCACUUGACGGGUCAACCAAACAUCGUGGAGCUUAAAGGAGCAUAUGAGGAUAAACAUUCGGUGCAUUUGGUCAUGGAGCUUUGCGCAGGAGGAGAGCUGUUCGAUAGGAUCAUUGCUAAAGGGCAUUACUCUGAGAGAGCUGCUGCUUCCUUGCUAAGGACCAUUGUUCAGAUUAUCCAUACUUGUCACUCCAUGGGGGUUAUUCACAGGGAUUUGAAGCCUGAGAACUUUUUGUUGCUUAACAAAGAUGAGAACUCUCCUCUCAAGGCCACAGACUUUGGUCUGUCUGUUUUCUACAAGCCAGGAGAGGAGUUCAAAGACAUUGUGGGAAGUGCUUAUUACAUUGCACCUGAGGUUUUGAGGAGGAAGUAUGGACCUGAGGCUGAUAUUUGGAGCAUUGGUGUCAUGUUGUAUAUCCUCUUGUCUGGUGUUCCACCUUUCUGGGCUGAGUCAGAGAAUGGGAUUUUCAACGCCAUUCUAAGUGGACAGAUUGAUUUUUCAACCGAUCCAUGGCCAGCCAUUUCACAUCAGGCAAAGGAUCUUGUUAGGAAGAUGCUCAACUCUGAUCCAAAACAAAGAUUAACCGCUGCUCAAGUUCUCAACCAUCCAUGGAUCAAGGAGGAUGGAGAAGCACCAGAUGUUCCUCUUGACAAUGCAGUCAUGUCAAGGCUCAAGCAAUUCAAAGCAAUGAACAAUUUCAAGAAAGUUGCUUUAAGGGUGAUAGCCGGGUGCUUAUCAGAGGAAGAAAUCAUGGGGUUAAAGGAGAUGUUUAAAGGAAUGGACACCGAUGACAGUGGAACAAUAACUCUUGAGGAACUAAGACAGGGACUCGCCAAGCAAGGUACAAGGUUGUCUGAAUACGAAGUCCAGCAACUUAUGGAAGCUGCUGAUGCGGAUGGUAAUGGAACAAUAGACUAUGGAGAAUUUAUAGCAGCAACAAUGCACAUCAAUAGACUUGACAGAGAAGAGCAUCUCUACUCAGCUUUCCAACACUUUGACAAAGACAGCAGUGGAUAUAUUACAAUGGAAGAGCUGGAGCAAGCCCUGAGGGAGUUCGGCAUGAACGAUGGCAGGGACAUUAAGGAAAUCAUCUCUGAGGUUGAUGGAGACAAUGAUGGGAGGAUAAACUAUGAGGAAUUUGUGGCUAUGAUGAGAAAAGGAAACCCAGAUCCCAACCCUAAGAAGAGGCGUGAAAUGUCGUUUAAAUGAUGGAAGAGACAAGUCAGAAGAAGCACAUAAGAAAGUGAAAAAGAAGAAAAAAAGUUAAUUCUAAAGUAGGCUUGGGUUGCUCAUGAUAAGACCACCAAGACACAGAGAGAGAGAAGUAUGGGAUCAGGAAGGUGGUUUCAUGUUUGUAAAAUUUUAAUGCUUGUCUACUACUGUUUUAAGUUUCAGAGGUUUCUCAUUGUAUCAAAAAUCCUUUUUAUCAAUUCAAAUGUGCAUUAGUGAUGUUUGUUAAUCACCCUCCUGAGUCCUGAGCAUAACAUAGAUGUCACUACCACCGUGUCUAUAUAUAUAUAUAUCACUAUAUACAGACUUAAAAA
Messenger RNA from Raphanus sativus (radish), 3436 nucleotides. RefSeq names its product calcium-dependent protein kinase 34. The transcript is spliced from 11 exons. Gene Ontology annotation, molecular function: calcium-dependent protein serine/threonine kinase activity; calcium/calmodulin-dependent protein kinase activity; calmodulin binding. NCBI's taxonomy places the organism in Eukaryota, Viridiplantae, Streptophyta, Magnoliopsida, Brassicales, Brassicaceae. Gene Ontology annotation, cellular component: nucleus; cytoplasm. The record is from RefSeq and is a predicted model, not a curated record. Gene Ontology annotation, biological process: protein autophosphorylation; peptidyl-serine phosphorylation; intracellular signal transduction. Bases 1548 to 3101 code for a protein of 517 amino acids.